Messenger RNA from Vanessa atalanta (red admiral), 7943 nucleotides. RefSeq lists its product as uncharacterized. The transcript is spliced from 23 exons. The record is from RefSeq and is a predicted model, not a curated record. The coding region runs from base 223 to 6303 and encodes 2026 amino acids. NCBI's taxonomy places the organism in Eukaryota, Metazoa, Arthropoda, Insecta, Lepidoptera, Nymphalidae.
GCCGCGCGCCGCUCAAUCGAUACCAAGCCUUUAUAUUAAAAAAAAACACCAUAUAAUCUCAAAAAAACCGAAUAAUAUUGUUCCUUAAACGAUAAAGAUAAAUAUUUUAACGUAAAACAGUGCAUAACAUUCUUAUAAACAGUGCAUUGACAAUUCUAUUAGCGUAAAUAAGUGUGGCGCAGAAACGUUUAGGAGAGACUAGUGUUCGGCUCACCGUGCUAAAUGAAUCUUGCGGUGAAUUUGGAGCGGGAGGAUUACAACAUGGCGGCGGCUCCAGCAUCUUGUAUGAGCGCGGAGCACGGCUGCGUCAUGUUCGAUUGUCUCGUACAUCUGUGGGACUGGAUUGAUCCACCGGUGACUCAUACAGAUUUUCAAAUGGAGAAUAAAAAAAAUGUGACGGCGACGCAACAACCUCUCACGCAGCAACACCUCAUGGCACACCAUGUUCACCCCGAUCAAAUAUAUUCGCCUCAACAUUCACAGUUACCUGCGCAUUUAAACAACCAGUCCGCGCAAAUUCAACCUAAUGGCGUCAUGCACCAGCUAUUGCAAAGUCAAUAUCAUUCCAACAUGAAUGCACGAUCGCCGCUCCUUGAAAACAGACACGAGAUGUAUGGAACUGGUCAAAAUCACGACUACGCCAGACAUUACGGAGCGAACGACAAUUAUAAUUACGCACAGUCUCCUCCACGCCUCGAAAGAACGGAAAUCCACGUAGACCAAAACGUAAACCAUGAACUGCAAAAUAUUCCUAAAGGAUAUAAUGCAGAAGUUUACCAAGAUUACUUAAAACGAAACCCACCGAAAGAAAGUAACCAAAUAUAUCAAAACCAUCAACAUACGUAUAGGCCUAAUGUUAAUCAGUACGGAUCAAAGCCGUAUCUUCCAUAUUCAAAUCGAAUAGGACCACAGAGUAAUACCGAAUUGUUAAGGAGACAGUAUAAUGAAAUACAGCAAAUGAAAAUGCAACAACAAAUGCACUAUCAAAAUCAGGCACAGAUGCAUCAACAACAAAAAUUUGCUGAGCGACAGUUACUACUACAACAAAUUCAUGGCGUUCAACCACCGCCGAAUUUACAAAAUAGUAUUUAUUCAGAUAGUUCUUAUAGAGAUUUGUACAGUAGUAAAAAUGAUUUCAAAGAUUAUAGCAGUCCAGAUAUACAAAAAGAUAUCGAUAUGUACGCUAAGAACAACGAGUACAAGGAAAGAGACGUACCUAUCAGGCAAUAUCAAGAAACACAAUGGCAAUCUAAUCAGCCUGAUUACCGGGAGUCAGAAAGGCAAAAUCAACUGGACCAAGGCAAAUCAAAAAAUCAAUCUCAAGCUUCCGAAUUCAACAUUCAAAAGAAUAACCCGGGAGUGGUUUCCCCGAUGAAAUCAAGCGAAUCCAGUACGCCUAGUAUAAAAUCUCCUUCUUUAGAAAGUCGACGGAGUAGUAGUGGUACUCAAGCAUUACGAUCUCCUACUGCGCAACGAAUACCAUCUGCUCCUGUAACUAUGGCUGGACUAUUAUAUAAGCAAGGAUCCGAUGGCCUUAAAGUUUGGCGGAAGAGAUGGUUUGUUUUAUCGGAAUACUGCUUGUUCUAUUAUAAAAGUCAAGAUGAAGAGAAACUCCUAGGAUCUGUGCUUUUGCCAUCUUACAAAGUAUCAGCAUGUACUGCAGACGAUAAAGUGAUGCGGAAGUAUGCUUUUAAGUUGGAACACGCAAAUAUGCGGACGUAUGUGUUAGCUGCAUUAGACCAGGAAACUAUGUUGAAGUGGGUUAAAGCGCUCACUAUGGCGGCUCUUAUGCAAAGUCCCACUGAACAGCAGCAAAAACAAAAUGACCGAGCAGCUGCGAAAACAGAGGACGGCGAUGAAAUAGCAGGCCCAACAUAUGCAAAUGCUCCACCGAAACCGAGACGAUCUAAUGAUGGAUAUAAUUCACCUAGUCCUGAUAUGUACGAUCCAAAUUACGAUCUACUCAAAAAACCUGCAUCACACUACAGUCAAGGCACCAAUCAUACUAGAUACCAGGACACAAACUAUAGCACUAAACAGGAGAUUUACACACGUACCCCGCUAUCACCGCCAACGCAAAUGCCAUAUCCAACAAAACGGCCUUAUGAUAUGCAGAAUCUAUCAUUACCAUUAACUAAUACUGUUUCUGAAACACUAGAUAAAAAUCACACACCCUCCAUGUACAAAUCUAAUUCACAAUCCCCUUAUUUCGAUAGUAGGAAAAGUCAGCAACAACAGGCAGAAGAUGAUAAAAUCGAGAGUCUAUACGAAAAGCAACCAAACUACAAUCCGUUUUUACAAGAUUAUGGACAGAAAGUUGAACAGAAACAUAAAGUAGAUGAAGUUAAUCAGCCACCUACUGAUUUAAAUAAAAUAUCCAUUUAUAAUGAAAGUUUUUCUGAAUCUCGGAGUGACUCAAAACCAUUAGCCGAUUCGAGUGUGUACGGAAGGGAAUUAUAUGGCGAUUUAAAUAACAAGAUAACCAAACCAACAACAUCAAUGAAUGACCGAUUAGCUGAGAGACGCACUCCAGAUGCUUAUAGAAGAUCGACGGCGAUGUCUUCAUAUAACUCUGAAAAGAUCGGGGAUUACGAAGACAUUUAUGCAGCCUAUGGUAACGAAAAAACAUAUACAAAAUCACCAAAUCCGUCACGUGAUGCCGUUAGCCUAUCUAGUAACAAAUCUCCUCAAGAACAACCCUUUGGUUAUACGCAAGAAAAAGUUUUUAGUGGACCCUCGGUUUUACGUAGGAAGAAGAUGCAAGCAAGUGGCAUUCAGCCACCGAUGCCACGACCACAUAGUGCCGAUUUCCUAGAGUAUGAAUCAAAGAACGAGGCUCUCAACAAAACCAUGCCGGCACGAAACACUUAUGAUCCACCGAAACAACCACAACGUCCUAAGUCUAGCCUUGACAUCAAUUCUUAUUACGAUCCUAGUUCAGAUAAAUAUUAUUCAGAGGAAAGUUAUGCACAAAAAAUGCGACAAUCGGCACAAUAUUUACAACAGCAAGGCCUUGGACCAAAAAAUAUCCAAAUCCCCCUAGAGAAAUAUGCAAGUGGACUUGCUGAAAAACAAUUACAUUCUCCAUAUGCUCAAACUAUUAAUAAUAACUACGAAACCGAGUUUAAUGUUAACCGUAAUAUUCGUGAUAAUGUGAGUUACAAUUCAAAGUACAGUGAUCUAGAAGGAAUGAAUUCUAACUGGACUUUGAAGGAAAAAGAUCUAGAAAAACAGAAAGAUUAUUUAAACAGAAGUGGAAGUGUAAUGAGUGAUAGUUCUAAUGUCAGUGGUUUUGUUAAGGAUACUAACAGAUAUGACCCGAAUAUAGAAGGAUUUAUAAGAUCAGCAAGUGCCAGACUUCCUUCAUCUACUGAAAGAGAUGGUGAAAAGAAGGUACAACAGCGUGAGGAGUCGAUGAAAAGACUUUUGGAAUGGAAGCAAAGGAUGUUGCAGUCUCCGCUUACUAGAAAGAGCACACCAGCUACCAUUUCUCUAGCAAGAUCUUUAAAUCAAAGUAGACAAUCAUUGCGAUCGGAUCAAUAUAAGCCUAAGUCCUACAAAAAUGCAUCUUACAACAGUUAUUCUUCAGACGAUGAAGCUUCUAUGACGAUGUCAGGCACGAAUAUCGAACCAAGCCCAAAUAACAACAACAAUAUUAAUCACACAAACCAGCAAAAUUUGUCAAAAAAAGCAUUUCUCGGAAGUAACACAUCUAUUGGAAGGAGUAAUAGAGAUGGCAAUAUACCAGUGCGAGCUGUUAGUCCAAGAGUACGCUGGGUUGAGGAAAAACCGUCUAAUGACCAAUACGAUUCGCAGCUGAUUACAACCUCGCAACAAAAUUUAAAUACAACAAUGGGAGCAGAAGAGUCGUGGGCAACGGUUAGGUCUCCAUCAAGAGUUCAACAACAACCGAUUAAAGCGGUGAGCCCUAGGAUACGAAGGAACAAUGAAAAUGAUGAUAUGCGUAAGGAGAUUCAAAAUCAAGAAAUAAGUGAAGUACCAACAGCCGGUGAACUUCUUGGAAGAAGUCAUGAGGAAUUAGUUCUGCUUUUGAUUCAAUUAAGAAGACGCCAUGCGGCGACUCAUCGUGCUAUUGAAACGUGCUGUGCUCAAAUUAGUAGCAUUGAGGACUGUCUGAGUUCAUUAAAAGCUAUGGAGCGAGAAGAAAGUUUACAACGCUUAGAACAGUUGAAGAUGCAACUCAUGGAACUUGAAAACCAAUACGAAAAAAGCAAGCCAUUGGUACAGUUAGUCGAUAAUAUGGUCAAAUUAGGAUCAUUAUAUAAUAGGCCAGGUUCUACUAUUGAAAGAUUGGAAAGAAAUCAGCGUUUACGGCAAAAAGUCCUCGCUGAACAUGCUAUGGAGCAACAAAGAUGGUUAGAAAGCGCUGCAGCUGGCAAGCCUCUUGAAACAGAAGCAGCUAGAGUGAGAGUUGCAGAAUUAUGGGCAUUAGAACAAGAAUUAGCCGAUGAAGCUGCAAUACUGCAGGGUUUGAAAACUGAUAAAGACGCCAUCGAUUCUCUUCUUACUGGAGUUCGCAGCAAACUCGACAGUGUCAGUAGCAGGUCUCAACAAUCGAAUAGCGGUUUGGAAGUGGAGCUCGCCCGAGUGCAUGCCAUGCUGGCGCACAAUUCUAAGAAAUUGGAACAGACGGUGGCUGACAACGCGCGCCUGGAGCGCGAGCUGCACCACCUGCGGCGCGCGUUGCGGGCGCAGCGCGCCAACACGCACGCGCAGCCCGCGCACCCCACCGCCAUGCUGGAGGACGAGGUAACUCGUGUUCAACACCUAGUGUCGGCGCUACAACGUCAAAGACAAGAGCUGAGCCGUGCUGUUAGACAUCUGACGCAACAGUCCCAUGCACUGCAAACCACUCACGAUUCUAUGCCUGGUAAACGUCCUGGCAGGAAUCCGACCACAUGCUGGCAAGAGACUAACUUAGACACAGGUCAUACAGUCGACCACGGUCAAUCUGAUUACGAUUUUGAAACGGGAGCUCCAGUUUUCCCACCUGGACAUUAUGGACAAAGCAAUGUUGAAACGCCACUCUAUGUUGAUACUAGAACACCUGGAAUGGAUGUGGCAUCGCCAAUUAACAGUGAAGACAUGCAGCAUACUGCUUUUGGCAAUUUAUCGAACGUAGAAAAACAGGAGAUUAAAACUGUUCGUAUUGUAAAAAGAGAGAGUGAAAGACGCCAAAGAGAUAGAGAGCGUUCCUUGCAGCCGAUGUCCGAUUGGACCACCAACAAUAUCACUGCCAACCUCGACCAGUUCCUAGAAGAAGAACUAGUUCAGCCUAUUAAUAACUACCGAGCUUCAUCCUUGCCUAGAACAGAUUACAAUAAAUACGAAGAAUAUUAUACAAAACCACAGAAUGUCGAGCCACCUAAUUAUCUUCGAUUGAACGAUAAAAAUAUGGAUCAAAGCCCGAAAUAUCCAUCGAGCCCUUCUUUGUCCAACUAUGAUUAUUCUCGCGAUAUAUCAUCAUUAAGCAGCAGCUACCAUAAGAGCUAUGACAAAUACGAUCGUACCGUUUCUUUGUCAACCCAGUAUUUGAACAGUCCAACUGAUAGUUCUCGGACGUUGACCAACGAUCCAAUGUCAAAAACGAGCAGCAUUGUCAGUUUAACGAGAUCCAAUAUGGAGCUGUCUCCUAUAUUUAAAAGCGAAGCCGCGAAGCAGAUUAUAACUGAAAUGUCAGGAGAAAACAUCAAAAAUGGUUCUAUGCACAGACGACAAGUGCCAAAAGAAAAGAGAAGACAUUAUACUGCACCGCAUCAUUUAAGCGCUAAGACACUUAAUGAAAUGCCUAAGGAUAUGUACAACCAAGACGCUCUGGGUAGGUCCCUGGAUGACGCUGAUAUGGAACGAGCUUUAAGAGGAGCAGCACCAGACGUUGUACGUUCUGCCUUGCCAUCUAGAAAAAUGCCAGAUUCUAUUGACCAACUGCUGGCUGCCCCGCAGAAAAUCAUUAUACCAGAGCGGUACAUUCCUGAAAAGCCUCCAGAACUAUCUCCAGAGGAGCAGCAAAAACGUCAGGAAAAGGUAGAGUCUAUCAAGAAGAUGCUUACCGGUUCUUCUGCUGAUCCCAGCAAGAGCCCGGAUGGUGAAGAGAAGCGACAACGUGAACACUUGCUCCAGAUGAACCAGAUCCUUGCCAAGCAGGUCACCGAGAUGAGCAAAAUCAUAGCUGUAAAAGCCUUGGAAGAGCUGCCUCUACACGAUAACAAUGAUGACUACGAAGACCGAUCGCCUGAUGUCGAGCUGCCGAUUUAUCAACAAAGGGAUAAUUUCUUUACAUGAAAUGAAUAUUCAAAUUGAUUGACCCAUUUUGUAUAACCGUGUUUUCUUUAUAUUAUCGCUUUAUAAUCUUUCAAAGAAUUAAAAUUUACUUGCUAGCAUUCUACUGAUUAUAUUCAUUUCAAUGUAUUAUUAUUUGCAGAUAAUAGCUCUUACAAUUUACGUAGUUUAAACUAAUGAUUUUUUUUAUGAUAUCAUUGUUAAAAUUGGAAGUUUUUAACUCUCAAAACGCAAAUUAUCUUUUGAGGUGAGGUCACACCUGAAUUACACUGCGAGUCGUGGCUACAUAAGUGAGUAGUGAUCUAUAUUAAUCAACGUAAAUCUAAAUAAGGAAAAUCUUGACGCCAUUUAUAUGGCAUAUGUAUGUUGUGUGAAUUGCCUUCCCAAAAGCCUUCCUAAAAUAAAUAAAACAUCCUUCGCUUUCAGCUUACGUACAUAUCGUGACAUAUCUGUGGAGUAACAAAGUACGAUCCGUAUCCCCGGGAUUGAGUUUCUUUUAAUAAUUGCUCAAUUUUAUAAACAUUCCUCCAAUAAACGUUAUUUGUUACGUAGAUAAUGUGUUAUAAAAUGUAUUUCAAGCUGUUCAUAUUAAUUCUAGGGCCAGUUGAUAAUAAAAUUCUCAUAAUCAAUUAAUGGAAUAUAGUCUUCUAUGUAAAGGCCUUCAAUUGUUACGUUAGAUGUAAGAUUAUAUGACUUACAACGUAGUUUAUUUAUAAAUAAAUUAUAAUUAUAAAGAUGCCAUGUUAAAAAGUAUACUUACUAUAGUAAAGCACACGUUUAAUUUAAUUUCUUAAACGAAUAUAAAAUGCGUUUUAGUAUUGUUUCGUUAUUAAAUUAUUAUUAAUUAAGAAUUAUUAUGUUAAACGAAUUAUAUAAUUUCAAUUAAACCUCCUUUAGAUAUUAAAAAGAUUUUAGUUUUGUGUUAGCCAUAGAUAUUAUAUUAUGUAAUCGUAUUUGCACAUAGUUGUCAAUUGUAGGUACUUAAAACUUCUUAUGAAUAUAAUAUACCAAUGUAUUUAUCAAGACUAUUGUAUUAUAGUGUCGUAUAUCCGAAUGCUUCGCGUAUUAUUUGUAGGAAGCAACGAAUUGGAACACAUGUGAUAAACAUUAAUAUACCUGAUUUUUUUAUGAUAUCACUUGUAUACUUCUUUCAAUAUAUAAGUAAUCCUUAUAUGUUAGACGUAGACGAUUAGUACAUGACUGUAUUAGCCUAUGUAAGCUUUAAAUAUUAGUGUUGUGACUCCGACAAUUGUAUAACUUUAUUAUGAUACGGUACUGUCGACGUUGCUUCAUGUAGCUUUUUAUUAUUAAACGUUUUCCCGGAGUAAGCGAUGAAUAUAUUAUAUAAUUAGAUACAUCUUCGUUUUAUACUCUUUUACUAACAAAACCUUUAGUUAUAAAAUUUUCAUACAAUAUUGAAAAGUCACGAAUUUAAAGUUAUGUAUGGCAAUUCGCGUUAUCCAAUGCGACUUAAGCCUUAAUUACCCCACGUAAACUAUACUAUUGAUGAAUUUAAAUAUAAUAAAUUGGUAAAAACUAUUAAUUUUCUAGUAAAUUAUAGACUGAUAUAGUUUUUGCCUUAUAAGCCUGUCCUUUAAAAGAUUUCCUAAUAUUUCAUUGUUUAUAUUGUCAAUUAUGUAUUU